Gigantopelta aegis is the source of this 2570-nucleotide messenger RNA. RefSeq names its product glutathione gamma-glutamylcysteinyltransferase-like. Gene Ontology annotation, molecular function: glutathione gamma-glutamylcysteinyltransferase activity; metal ion binding. The transcript is spliced from 3 exons. NCBI's taxonomy places the organism in Eukaryota, Metazoa, Mollusca, Gastropoda, Neomphalida, Peltospiridae. The coding region runs from base 1034 to 2350 and encodes 438 amino acids. The record is from RefSeq and is a predicted model, not a curated record. Gene Ontology annotation, biological process: detoxification of copper ion; response to metal ion; phytochelatin biosynthetic process.
AUUCACGUUGAUUGGUGUCCAUGUAAAGUACACCAGUACACCAGUACAAGAUAUUUACAACUGCUUCUCAAUUUGCAGUAUCGGCUUCCAAGACAGAUAUAAAACAUUUUUAGAAAAAUAAAAGAGCAUCACAUUUUACAAAUGUAAUUUCAAGCCUUGAAAACACGAUGUCUAAAAACAGCGACAUCCUAACGUCGCCUCAAAAAAAGAAGAAAAAAAAGUGGUCAUCUAGAUUAAACAGAUAUGUUAUAAUUUAUAUAAUUAAUCAUUCAAUAAACUCUUGACACAGACCAACCACAUUUAACUUUAUAAACUUGUCGCAAUAACAACUAGCAAAACAGCUACACGUUUUGUAUUAUACUAUGUGCAACUUUUUAAUGCAUUGAUCAAGAUAUAAACAACACAGCAACAUUCAGCAAAAGUGAAAAAUGACACCUACUCGCGUAAUUGAAAUUAUAUUAUUUCUCAAUUUUUUAUUUAUUCUACAUACAAUACAAACUGGAUCUCCAGUCAGUAGAGAUAUAUGAACAUAACAGUAGGCCUAAUCAAAUAUAGCGGUUAAUAGGAUAAACUAAUCAUCUGUAUAUAAACUAUAAUUUCAAACUGUGAGCAGACGACAUUGUUCACUAUUGGUGAGUAGGCCAUAUUGCUGUUUUAUUUACUGACCAAUAUCUUUACAAAUUGUAAAUAAAAAUAGAAAUACGUCUUCUCUGUAUUUAAUACACAUAAUAACUAUUUUAGGUUAUUCCCACUUUGCUUCCCCUUAUUAUGACGUCAUUAUAACGUAAUCUGACCAAUAGUAUUGCAUUUUCUGUUUGUAUUUAUGCGUUUGGUUUGGUAAUAAAUACUAGAUAGACAACCAUUAGAGAACAGAGCAGCAGUGACGUGUUGCACUUUAUUCCAUGAAUUAAAAUGAAACAUUGUUUUGAAAAUGUUACCGUGGGCCUGUAGAAGAUGUACAGUAUUCAAUACGUUCUCUUCCAUUCAAACAUUCAACGAAGUCGCAUUCUAAAAGCAGCUGAAAGCUUCUGACAUGGCAAAUCCAAACUCUUCCCAUCACCAGCUUCAACUCUACCGGCGGCCAUUACCCGAUACCUGCAUUUCGUUUACCUCGGAGCUGGGAAAGAAGCUGUUCUGCGAGUCCCUGUCGUCCGGUCACAUGAACUGCUACUUCAAACUGGCCGCUCAGUUCAGUACCCAGGACGACACCGCGUACUGCGGGCCCACGUCGCUCGUGGUCGUCCUGAACGCGCUGGCCGUGGAUCCCAACAAGCUGUGGAAGUCGCCGUGGCGUUGGUAUGACGAAAGAACGCUGGAGUGUGACAGCGGCACCCCGCUGAGAUUCGUGCAGCGUCACGGCAUGACGCUCGACCAGCUGGCCAGCAUGGCGCGUCUCAACGGCCUCAAUGAGACGGUCACCCAUCUCAGAGAGGUGGUCAGCCUGGACGCGGUCAGAACACUCGUUAGAGAAUAUUGUACACGCGACGACGCUUUCCUCGUGUUUAACUUCUCCAGGACGGUUCUGCAUCAGACAGGGGGUGGGCACAUCUCACCUAUGGGCGGAUACCAUCCUGGCAGAGAUCUAGUUCUAAUACUGGACGUGGCCAGAUUCAAAUACCCCCCAUAUUGGACACCGCUGCCCCUCGUGUUUGAGGCGAUGAAGAAAGUGGAUCAUGUCUCAGGAAAACCGAGAGGAUUCAUUGAGUUAUCAAGACUUGAAGAUCCUCCCCUGGUGCUGUUCAAACUAGCUGCUGGUCUGAGAGUGACUCCGGGAUCACCGCAGCUCCAGACAGUGACGUCAUUCGUUCAGAGAUGGCAGGCCUGGCUGCUGGCACACUAUGAGAACUGGACGAGGAGCCCGACCAGCAGUCCGGCCAUCUUGUAUGAAGGAUGCCUGGAAUUUAUCCAAGCGUUGCUGUCCUUGGAUGACGACGUCCCUCUGCUGACAACCCAGUCACACGACGAGUGCCCUACAGACAAGACACUUUGCCAGGAGAGUUUUCACUUGAGUCUAAUCAUUCAGAUCGAAAAGUUACCUGUUUAUAACACGGUAAAGUCGAUAUUCACGCGUAUCGCUCGCAAACAAAAGGACAAGCUAAAGCGAAUAUUUCCAGUUGCACGUGGCCACUGUGAACUGAACUGUGUCAUAUACAACCAGCUGGAUUCAGAACACUUUGUGACAUUUCUUCUGGCCUGCUGGCCUCACCCUUGCGCAAAUGGUGUAUACUCUGACAGGCUGACAUUAAACAAAUUCAUGUUUGCCGAUCUAACAAAUGACGUCAUCCAGACGGAACUUAUCACAGUUAGUAAACAUUUGUAUGUCGUCUUUCGCGACAGAAUGUGCAAGUAAACAGACUGUCUCAAAAUGUGGGCCAUUAGAGAAGAAUAGGCUACAGUUUUCGUGAUUAUCACUUCCUAAUGGAAAGUGAGUUUGAAGUCAGGUCAUCACUGUAGAUUCCCUUGAACAAUGUUAAGAUAUACGAUUUUAGGUUGAUACUGUACUAGAACUAUUAUGGGUUUUAUGUUCUGAUUAACGAGCACAUGGUCUUAGAUAUAAACUUUUUUCUUUU